AUGAUUUAUAUUUUGACUAUUUGUGGGAACCUUUCGAUGGUUAUUCUGGUGGCCUACAGCAAAAUCCUCCACUCUCCUAUGUACUUCUUUCUUGUACAGCUCUCUCUAUGUGAUAUCAUGCUGACAACAGAUAUUGUUCCCAUCUUAUGCCACACUGUUUUAUAUCAAACUGUAUCCAUUUCCUUUAUAACGUGUAUUGCACAGUAUUGUAUCUUUGUAAUCUCUGAAUGCUGUGAAGGUCUUCUUCUCACUGUGAUGUCAUAUGACCGUUAUUUGGCUAUCUGUAUGCCACUGCACUAUGCUUCUAUAAUGAACAGUAUGUUUUGUAUGAAACUGGCUAUGAUACCUUGGCUGUUGAGUGUAUGUACCAUGGUGGUAACUACAACCUCCAUUGCCUUUUUGCAAUUCUGUGGACCCAAUAUAAUUGACCAUUUCUUCUGCGAUGUGUCACCUUUGUUGAAACUUUCCUGUUCUGAUGUUUCUCUUGUUCAAACUGAGCUGGUUUUCCUGAGUGUUCCAGUGCUUUUCCUGCCAUUCUUGUUCAUCUUGUUUUCCUAUACAAAUGUUAUUGCUACUAUCUUAAAAAUUCCAUCUAUUACAGGGAAACAAAAGGCUUUUUCCACUUGCAGCUCCCACUUGAUGGUUGUGUUCCUUUAUUAUAUAACAUUGAUUUGUAUGUAUGAUCUACCAGCCAGCGGACAGCCCCUAAAUAUGGGACAAUCAUCACAUCUAGCUAAGACCCUAUCCCUGUUGUACACAGUAGGGACCCCCUUGAUGAACCCUAUCAUAUAUAGCCUGAGGAAUAAGGACAUCAAGAAAGCUUUAGAGAAACUUAUCAGUACAAACAUUUUUAUGUUUUGA
Messenger RNA from Staurois parvus, 861 nucleotides. The record is from the annotation of a GenBank genome assembly. NCBI's taxonomy places the organism in Eukaryota, Metazoa, Chordata, Amphibia, Anura, Ranidae.